CAGUCCGAGUGAGUGGAAGGAGAAAUUGUCCGCUUCUCGGUUCCUGGCACUCUUCCUCAUUCUCAGGGUCUCGGAGACCAAGGGGGAAACGGAGUGAACGUUGCCCUUGCUUGCCCGCCAAAGAACGAGCAGUUGUCAUGGGGAUCGGCAUGAGUAAGGUGGUUGAGGGCCUUUACCUCGGGAGCAUCAGUGAUGCUGAAGACAAAGAGAACUUGAUGAAACACGGGAUCACCCACAUUCUUUCAGUGCACAACAAUGCUAAGCCUCUGCUGGAAGGCAUGACCUACCUCUGCAUUUCAGCGUCAGACUCUUCGAAUCAAAACUUAAUACAACAUUUUAAAGAGUGCAUCAGGUUUGUCCAUGAAUGUAGACUGCAUGGUGGAGCCUGUCUCAUUCACUGCUUAGCAGGAGUUUCUCGCAGCACCACAAUUUUGGUGACCUACCUGAUGACGGUAACCAGCUUUGGCUGGAGAGAAUGUUUGGCUGCUGCCAAAGCGGUCCGUUCCUACGUGAGCCCCAACUUUGGGUUUCAGAAACAGCUUCAGGAAUACGAAGCCACGUUACUGCAGGAGUACCGAACCUGGGUCCUCGUGGAGUAUGGCAAGAACCCCCUCCCUGACCAAGAGGAGCUACAGCGGUUGCUCUCCCCCAAAGAAGAGAGAGUAAAUGAGCCACAAAUAGGACCUGGAGAAACCAAAUGGAACUGUGCUCCAAGCCCAGUCAACCACCAGCCACACACCAGAUGUGGUGAGAGCAGCUCCAGUGGCCACUGCCAAGGGACUGGCCGAUAACCUGAGGCGCAUUUUGAAAGAAUCUUUUUUUGCUACAUCUUUUGGAAGAUGAGGUGGUCUUGAUUGAUUUGCUACAUCUUGAAGAGGUUGUUGCAGGACCUUCCAUUCUGGUUCUUCCUUGACUGUGUCAUUCAGUCUCCUUGUGGGUUGGGCUGCAACAGUGGGCUUCUCCACUUAAGUACCUCUUACUGUCCAUUUGGAGGCUGCCUACAUCAGGGAGAAAGUAUGGGGUCAUUUAACAGUUCCAAGAAGACAGGUCUGCAAUUAUCCCAAGCUUCUUGCUGGCUGAGAAGAUGGAAAAGUAUCUUGGUAAUUCUUGAGGGAUGUUCUCAAAACCCAUAUGGAGAAUGCUUGUUUUUGAACAGGAGUGGGGAAUACAGGAGUAUCUAUCUUGGGAAA
Messenger RNA from Protobothrops mucrosquamatus (brown spotted pit viper), 1190 nucleotides. Its product is annotated as dual specificity protein phosphatase 22-A. Lineage: Eukaryota; Metazoa; Chordata; Lepidosauria; Squamata; Viperidae. Gene Ontology annotation, cellular component: cytosol. The record is from RefSeq and is a predicted model, not a curated record. Gene Ontology annotation, biological process: regulation of cell population proliferation; positive regulation of JNK cascade; protein dephosphorylation. Gene Ontology annotation, molecular function: protein tyrosine/serine/threonine phosphatase activity. Bases 138 to 791 code for a protein of 217 amino acids. The transcript has 8 exons.